AUGGCUGCCAUUUGGCUAAAGCGACGGAGGGAGCUUGCGUAUAUGAUGAAUGCUUCGGAACUCCAAAGGUCUGAAGAGGAAGCAGAGGCCAAGGCCGACCGAAUUCCCAAGGAAUCUUCAAAGGUUGCGGCCAUCCGCAGACAAGUCUAUGAGAAUUCUCAAACCAUCGACGAAUCUGACUUGGAGUUCUUACCUAAACCCACCCCUCCAGGAUCUGUAGCGUCACAGCAGGGCUCACGCCCAGCAAGUCAAGGUGCGUUGAACGUGUCCGAACCAUCGCCUCACCACACUGCCUCAGAAGGUGCGCCGACCACACCACUGCCCGACAUGCUGAGCCCUGCAAGCCCAGGAUCUGUGAGCAUGGGCAUUGCUAGGAGGCGCUCCUCAGUCAACCUUCGAGAGCCGCUGCCAGACACUGAAGGGGCUGUGAUCGAUUUUCUGGAGAGACGGCGCGUGGUCGCCACAAAGACGUUUGUUGUGAAGAUGUGGCAGAAGAACCGAGGAAUUCUGACAGGGGAUAUUGUGAUACCUGCCUAUGAUGAGCUGCAUCUCAUCACCCAGGUCCUAAGAGCACCACAGCCUGACGAGAGUCUCAUCGUCAGCGAGUGCCGCUUCUUGUUGGAGGUGGAGGAACUCGCUUCGGCCAUUGGUUGGAUCACUACGCGUGAAAACAAAGCCCUGACGGGUCCGGGGCAGUGGCCCAAGACCUCUUCGGCCCGUUUCAAGGAAUGGGUGACCUCCUUGAUGAAAAUGGAAAAGACUUGCCGAGAGAUGGAACGCCAGGCACGGGCCUCGACUGUUCGAUUCAAAUACCUAUACUCUGGGAUGCAUCCGACAACUCCACGGGAUUUCUCCUUCCAGCAUCGGGUGCGAGUCGUGGAUUUUUGGUACGAGUACCAUAAGGAUGCUUGGAACACAAAGCAUCCUGGGCUCAAGAGGAAAGGCUCAGCCGGCUCGAUGAAGGUUGCAAACCCUGGCAGUUUGCCUCCACAGCAUCAUAUCAAGAAGCAGCUUUCAACCAGAAGAAUGAUGAGCAGGUCGCAUACAUCUUUGCUUCGUGAUGCCGGUUCUGGUGCAGUGUGCUCGCUGCCGCCGGUGGACAACGCCACCCGGGAGCGCUACCUGAAGCUGUGCAAUGGGCUGACGGCGACUCCUUUGCCAAUUCCCUUCGUGAUUGGGGAAACCAAUGAUUUGGACCUGGCGCAUUUGGAUUUGAGCGACAUGGAGCUGUUGGCUGUGGCUGAGACGUUGCCUACAGUAGAUAUGGUGAAGAAGGUAGAUUUGCACGGCAAUUCUCUACUAAGUGACAAGGCUGUAGCUCAGCUUCUGCUGCGAGUGCUGCAGCCCAAGUUGUCCUCCACCCUGCUGGAGUUGAGCAUCGCUGGCUGCACUCGAGCUGGGCCACAGUCCAUGGAGCGCAUUGUUGAACUGGUGAGUGAUGCUUUCAAUUUGCGUAGACUCGAUUUGAGCCAAGUGAAGAUUGAACACUACAAACUGCUUCCGCUCUGCGAUGCCAUCAGCAAGGGCCAGACUUUAUCCUACGUGAGUCUCAGCGGCACCGGCUUUGGGAAAGGCCCAAGCGUCUUUGCAUGCGCGUGCGUGACAACACUUCUGCAGGGGCACGUGGCUGAACUGGAUCUCAGCUGGAACCAAUUCUCUGCAGAGAUUUUCAGCUGUUUGGGGGAAACCUUGGCCAAGCGGAAAAUGGUGAAGAAGUUGAAUAUUUGCAACUGCAGUGGCGGUUGCAUCGAUUCUUUGUCAACGCCUGUGAAUUUUUACUUGGAGCAGUUGCAGAUGGAUUCCGCCCUGACAUCACUGGAUUUGUCAAUGAGCCACAUGGACUACCGCUCUGCCCUGGUAUUGGAGGAUGCAUUGCAAAACCACAAGAGUUUAAAGCAUUUGCAGCUCUCCGACAAUCCCCUGGGACCGCGGGGCUUGAGGUCAGUGCUACGCUGCGUGGCCACCGAGACGAACGGAUUGAAGUCCUUUGACACCUCUGGCAGCUAUGGUGGAGAGGAGCCUUCCCUGCUUGAGAACGAGGUUUUCAAUAUGGGCGACCUACCUGGUUCCGGCUCGUACAACCUGCAGCUUCACCGGCCGUAUCAUCGGGCGUUGCUCCGGAUGCUCUACCGAGCGGCAGAGCGCUUCCACUUGUCGCCCACAGAGGUGUUUAUUGUCAAUUCGGAGGAACCAUUUCAUCAUGGCACCAAAAAGAAAGACGGCACAUGGGAAGUGCCUAAAGAGGGCGAGGUGUCUUUAUCCUUCAACCUGGAACGCUGCCUGGAUUCCAGCAUGUUCAAGGGCCUGGACCGGGACUUUGAUAGCGUCAUCAAACGCUUCUACAAGGCUACUCGCCAUCAACUCAAUGAGAAGAAGGCGGUGCCGGUCUUUGCACGGUGGCAUGAUUUGGAUGGUCUCCAGGGACAGGGAGUGCUUUUGAAGGCGUUGAGCUCGGACUUUGUGCUGUCUCUGCCUGACCUCCGAGUUUUUGCAGCGACAUCACAAUUAGCAAAACCCAAAUGCUUGGUGAAUCUCCUACCAUCCAUCCUGAGAGAGCCUGGCUGGUAUUACGUGGCGCAGGGCAUGUACAGCACGACCACGGAAUGUGUAAGCUGCCGCACGCAGCUGCAACAGCUCAUUAACUUCCGAACUGGCAAUCCCACGGGGCACUACAAGCUGGAUUUGGAAAAUCGGGCUGAACUUGCAGUAGCUGAGAUGCUGAAGCUUUUGGACAAGUGGGAAGUCUUGAUGGAUAAGAAGCUGGAUCGUCCUGAUAUCUCAGCUGUGGCCAACCGAUCUCAUGCUCGUAAUGUGCACUACCAGGGCAAGCCAGUCCAGAACAAGCUGCUGGCCUUUGCAGACUGGAAGCUGCCAACUCAUGACAAGUUAGAGCUGGACUACUGCAGCUCCUUUGGCCCUCCGAACUUUGCAAAAGCCUUGGCAUGGCCUGCGUUUUAUGAACUCCUAGGGGUGGCUCAUAAUCCUUUGUGUGAUCCUGCUGUGAAAGUUCAAGCCCUCAAGAGGCAGUCAGACAGAUUUUUCCUGACGAGCAGGCAGCUGCGGGAGCUCAUCGGAAUCUUUGAGAGCCCGGUGCAUCGCAUCGAGCUCUGCGUCACCUUCUUCAAUCGCAUCAUGGAUCCCGAGAACUCCAAGCAGUACAGAGGGAGGCUCGAGACCUUCGCAGAUUUGUUGACCUUCUCCAGACGCAUUGGCGUAGCCCGCAGUUUCCCUUACAUUCAGAUGGAAUUCGAGCAAUUCCACUUGAGUUUGAACUUCCACGAUGAGCGGGUCUGUAUGUCCACCUUGUUGGCCAUCUCAACUCGUGAAGAUCCUGGCUACAUCCGAAAUCCCAUGUACAUUCUGCCGGAUGGUACAAUCGAUCCGCUGAAGAUGGGAAUUCCACGAAGCUGGGAGAUGUUGGAUCGUGUGCCUGAAGGUGGGACCUUCAAGUGCACCUAUGUCUGUGCGCCGACCAAACGCAACUUUGAUCAUCGCCGACAGUUAUCUCGAUUAUAUCACUUCUCAGACAUCAAGGUGCCAGAAAAGGAAAUUAUUUGGUGGACCAACAGCACGGAGGUGCCAUCGGAAGUCAUUGAUUUGGUGCUGAUGAUAAAGGACAAGAAGAUGGACCUGAACAAAGUCUUCGAUGUGAUUGACGGCCAUGAUGGCAAUGGUGAGAUUGGUAUGGGCAAGUUGCAACAAGGGCUCGAUGAACUGGGCUGGCGCGCGUUCAAGGGCCCAUGCCAAGAGCAUGAAGUCAAGGAGCAAUAUUUGGCCAUUUUCCGGUGCUUGAAUGCCAGUGGGUAUGGAAGUAUGCUCAAGAGUGACUGGAACUAUUUGCAGGAAGUGCUGAAUGAUGUAGAGCAAUCGAUCAAAGAGUGCUUGCAGUAUCUCUUGCGAAUCAGUGACAACUGUUGGGAAGAGAUGUGGAGCAAGCUGGACUACUUGGAUGAAGGAUCUUUGGACCGAGAGCAAUGGCUAUCGGCUCUGGGUCGUCUUGGCUAUUUUGGUCCUGGAGACAUCGCUUUUCGCUAUGUAACGGUCACAGCACAAGCGACCACAGAACCACCAGUUCUGACAGCAACCUCUUUGCGUAGUCUAGAAAAAGUAAUGAACAAGUUCGCUUGA
Molecule: messenger RNA, 4128 nt
Organism: Cladocopium goreaui
Lineage: Eukaryota; Dinophyceae; Suessiales; Symbiodiniaceae
Source: the annotation of a GenBank genome assembly